CUCUUGUUGAGAUGUGCAGAGCAGGGCCAGGGGCAGUCCUGUGAAUACAAUAGAGGACACAGUUCACUGGUUCUUGAUUUUGAACCAAAAGGCAGAGUGGGCACUGAUUGGCAUCAAUCAUGAAAUCAACUGGCUUUCCCUACACGCAGCGCUGCCGCCUCACCAACAGCUCCGCGGUGCCCCUGACGUUCCAGCUCCGCAUGUCGGACGAUGGCACGCAGCCGGCUGUGGACAGCGUGGAUCAGAUCCGCAGGGACACCGACCCGGCCUGGAGCAAGGGAAUCCAUUUCCAUGUGGAGCCCAGGGAGUUCAGCAUCAAUCCCAGCCAAGGCACCAUCCUCCCCCAGGGACACCAGGACAUCGAGGUGACCCUGUGCUCCAACACGGUGAUGGAGUUCUGCCGGAGAUUGCUGGUGGACCUGGACAGUAUUGGCAAGGGAGUGGCAGCCCUGAUCAUCACAGCCAGAUGUCUCGUUCCUGAGCUCCAAGUGUCCUCCCCAGUGCUGCUGUGUGAUGAGUGCCACCUGAAGGUGCCUUAUGAGAGGAAGAUCCUCAUUAGGAAUCCCAGCCACCUUCCUGGCUGCUACGGGCUUAUUCCCCAGAAACGCAAGGAGGACUCUGCUGUGCUCUACUCCAGCCCCAAGCCCUGUGGGAUUGUGCAGCCCCAGAGCACAGCAGAGAUCCCAGUUGUGGUGGCAGUGCAGGCCCUGGGCACUCAUCGCACCGACGUUCUCAUCGGCGUGUUCGGGGAUGAGAGAAACCCCCUGAGAGCACAAUUACGGAGCUCAGGACGGCUGGCGGAAAUCUCCCCAAGCCCAAGGCUGGCAGAGCUUGGCAGGAUCCCAGCACCACAGCCUGUAGAUGAGCUCCACCCACCUAAAUUCAAACCCCAGCCACCGAAGGAGAGGAGAAUCAGUCUGGAUUGCCCAGCAACUCGAUGGAGGCACUUCAGGACUGGAAAGGAGGAGGCAGCCAGAGCCCUGAAAGAAGUGCAGGAUUUUAGCCAAUCUUCAGGAGCAGAGGCUUUCAGUAUCCUGCCACUGCCAGGUAUGCUGCAGCCAGGACAGAGCGAGCAGGUCUCCUCCACCCUCUCUGGCCACCUCAACACCACCUGCAAUAUCCCAGACCUGUGCCACAUGGAGGGAGGCUCCACCUCCGACGUGCUGGUGCCCAGAGUGGCCUCAUGUGUCAGCUCCUCCCUGAGCCCCCAGGAGAUCAACUGUGGCUCUCAUGCCCCUCUCAGGGACAGAAGGGAGCUGAAGGAGCCAGCUCAAAAGGUCAAGGAGGAGGCAAAAGCCAUAGAGGAAGAAGAGAGGAGGAAGGAGGAAGAGAGGCAGAAGAAGGGAAAGAAGAGUGUCUCUAUUCCCACCAAGGAGAAGCCCUUCUGCUGCCCUGACUGUGGGAAGGGCUUCAACUGCUACUCCAAGCUCAUCAUCCACCAGCGCAUCCACACUGGAGAGAGGCCCUACCAGUGUCCCACGUGUCAGAAGAGGUUUCACACCAGCUCCAAUCUCCUUCUGCAUGAGCGGAUUCACACGGAUGAGAGGCCCUUCCGCUGCUCUGAUUGUGGGAAGGGCUUCAACCACAAAUCCACCCUCGUCACCCACCAGCGCAUCCACACUGGGGAGAGGCCCUAUGAGUGUCCCCAGUCAUUUCCUAUUGGUCCCUUCCGUGUGUACCACCCGUGA
Molecule: messenger RNA, 1688 nt
Organism: Zonotrichia leucophrys gambelii
Lineage: Eukaryota; Metazoa; Chordata; Aves; Passeriformes; Passerellidae
Product: hydrocephalus-inducing protein-like
Exons: 11
Coding region: 120-1688 (522 amino acids)
Biological process (GO): cilium movement; axonemal central apparatus assembly
Cellular component (GO): axoneme
Source: RefSeq, a predicted model, not a curated record